UAGAAAAUAAACGGAAAGGGAUUAAUGGCAAUUUGGAGCUUUGAGGAUGUAACCGUGCGACGAAAUGUUGAGAGUGAUAUUCAACGAUGACAAGAUUCUCGAAAAUAUAUUCACAGAUCAAGGAGCACUUCUAUAACUUGAACGUCAACUGUUCGUGUUAAAUUUGUUCAACGUAAUACGGAAACUGCGGAAACACUCUAUAUCGACUGAUUGAGAAAGUAAAAAAGAAAUGACACUCUAUUGUGAUUAAUAUUAACAACGAGGAAUUUUUCUUACUUUCUAAAAUCUGUUUGAUGAAGUGUUUUUCAAAAAAUGUUACCGCCGAUUAUAAACAACAUUAACAACGACAUCUUGACGCUGUACACUAAUCAGAAUUCGGCAAGACCCACCGUCAGAUCAACGAGAGGUCGCUACGCGGAAAUUGGCGUUAAAAGGAGUGAUGUAUUCCUGGAACCCUACUUACAACAGCAUGGCACUGUGCAGGUCAUCAAUUCGCCAAGCACUCCGCCCCCGCUACCUGUUCCAUUGCAACACCGACAGCUUGCACAACUUCAUCACGUACAGAGCGAGGAGUCGCUCUCCUCCGAAGGAUCGGGCAGCACCGGUAGUUCGGCGGGUUCCUCGGAUCAUUCGGGAAGCGAAGUUGCCUGUGACAUCACCCUAAUCGAAAGGCUGAUUCGUUCCCAUCCAAUAUGGUUCCUCCCGGGUAUUCAGAGGGCCGGGGCAUUCCACUUAUUGCAAGGAAAAGAAGAGGGUAAUUUCGUCGUACGACAAUCGAGUCAAAGCGACACAAUGGCUUUGUCGGUGAGACUUCCCUCAGGCAAGGGUCCUUACAUCGAGCACUAUUUGAUCCAGGCCAACAGGGGCCAGCUCAGCCUGGAAACCAGUGAAAAUAGAUUCGACAAUAUCCCCUCAUUGAUAGCGCAUUAUUCCCAAUGCUGCAGUGACGAAUUACCUGUGCAGCUUACUUUGCCACGAGCAAUGCGCGACGCUAAAAACAGGCAACAACUCUCUUCACUCGCACUUUUGGGCCAAGAGUUUUGGAGAUAUCCAAUGGCUAAUCCGAAACCUCCCGAAAGUGGUAGCAGCAAUACGUCAAGUUUGAGCAGCUUUCACGGCGGUAACAACAAUAAUCCAAACACACCAACGACGGAAAGUAUAGUUCUCAAUCUUGCUCCAAUUUCAACGCAUAAUACAACAGCAAAUUCGUCGCCGACGAACACGAUAGCGACGUCAUCAUUUCAGUCGUCGUUACCGAGACAACCGAGGCCUACGCCCCCGAACACGCUAAAUUUAACGACGUUUAACGAGCCGUUAGAUACAAAAAAGGAUAACGUUGAGAAAGUAGUCUCAACCGCUGACAAAUUACUUUCUCAAAAAUUAAUCUCGCCAAAUUUGGUACAAAGCGUCCGGUGCCCCUCGCCGGUAGUUCACAAUGUACAAAACAACGUUCUCAGCCCUUCGGAGGCGAAGGCUAAUUUCGAAUCUUCUAAAAGUAUAACGGAAUUUUCGAAAAAUAAUAAAUUCUCAAUUAACACGUCGUCGUCAACAUCGAAUUUCCAUCAAAAUAUAUCGAAUUUUAAUCAAUUUUCGAAUGCCAACUCACCCGUUAUACCUGAAGUCAAAGGUAUUGUUUUGGACAACCAAACUCUCGUUCAAAAUGUAAAAACACCCCCACCUCCGCCUCCACGGUGGGCGAAACCCGGGAUUAGUCAGAGUCAGAAUAACUUCACCGUUACGACUACGGUCACCUUUAAUGUUAACCAAAAUGGAGACGUCGGAACUUCGCUGCAAACCACACCGUCGGAUCCAAGCACUUCUCUCCUCAGUCCUCAAAGCAUGAAUUCUAACAAAUCGCUGACGUCGAGCAUCUCUAACAAAUCGCCACUAUCGCCGACGACCCCGAUACUUUCGCCCAGCUCUAAAAUAGUCUCGAGCAUUGGCUCAAAAACGCCCAAUGUUUUGUCGCCAACGACACCCUCUGGAACGAGUAAAUCUAAGAGAAGACGAGACAGAGAGGCCAGAAAGAAUUCACAACAUUAUCAGGAAUCCGAUAUACUAGACUCGUAUUACAGAAGCUCUCCAGGAGAUAAAAUAUCGGACUAUGAAGAUAUUUGGAAUACGACCGAUCAAUCCAAUCACUCCACUUGGUCUCCCAACGAAAAAUCGGGGAAAAAUGAUAAGGUCAUUAGCCCGAAUGACCGACUGACCAACUCUAAUGAUCGCGCUAAUAUCCAGGACAGAUUGUCGGACCUGAACGAACGAUGCGCCAGUGAUAGGCUGUCGGAAAACGAUCAAUUUGUCCUUAAAAAGGAGAAGUUUUUACUGAGAAACGAUAGAAAAAUCGCUGGAGGGAAUACGGAGAAACUUAGCUACAAAGAAGUUACCAGUCCCGAGUUCAGCAGUUUUAAACCCUUCGCCGAAAAUCACGGCCUAAAAUGUUCAGAUUCGAGUUCCCCGGAGGAAAUCGGAAUGGGAAAAAGACCGGAUCUGCUUUCCAGAGUUUGCAGUGCCAAUUCUUUGAGUAGCCCAAACACAACGACACCUCCUAGAAACAAGCUGGGUCUUAUGCUGGCAAAAUCUGAGAGCAGCAGUCCAAUGACCCCCGAGUCGAAGCAGGGUAGUCCAUUUUACGCAGAACCAGCCGAUGCGAUAGCUCAAAGUACGGCAAUCGUGGCUCGAAGACGUCCGAGAAACAAUCCUGUGUCCAGCAAAUAUCGUCACAGCGAACCUGGCUGGCUUCAAACCCCUGUCGGAGCGAAUGCCAAUCAGCUUCAUCCCAUUGAUUGGGAUGAUUCGGAGGAAACAGAGGACAAAACACCGCUGAUAUCUUCUUCGGUAGAUAAUUUAGCCAAGCGCCUGGGUGUCAGAGAGAUAAAAAAAAUUCCUAGAGCAAAACCAGUCCAGCCCCCUAAAGUUAGAAAUAAAAUGUUCAAUGACACUUCCUGGGCUGUUGAUUCUAGCUGGGAAUUUAUCGGAAAUGAAGAAGAAGAAUGCGAACCAGAUUAUGACUGUGACAUCGAUUAUGAGGGAGAUAUGGCCAGGAAAUUCCCAGACGAAGAUGUGGAAAGGGAUGCUGUUGGAAAUACCUUGACUGUUCAGAGUAUCAUACUUCAAAGGUACCCUGAGUUUCUGAGACCUCCGGAUGCCAUGGAAACCCUCGGUAGCGAUCGGAAUUCGUCGUACGAUAACGUUGAGAAGAGGAAUGAGAGAAACGAAAAAAAUGAGAGAGUUGAAACACCGGAUUCGAGGAGAUGCAUGGAUCUUCGUGCCUACGAUCCAUCUGAGUGGGAAACUAUGAUAGAGACUGACGAAAGCGACGUUGAAAGAAUAAAACGAAACAAAAGCUUCAAGGAACGUCUAGACCCACUUCUAUCACCUCCAAGACUUCAAGCUUUAAGAAAUCGAGACACAGGAACAGGAUCAACAAUACGUUGUUACGCAUUGCAGCUUGCCGUAGAUAAAACAACAACAUUUUCACAAAACAUUGAUAAUUUCAUUCAAUGCACGAAAGAGGGAAAGGAGGCCAGUCCGCAUGUUGUCAUGAGAAACAUGCGACAAUUCAUGUCUGGUAUGAAAAACUACUUGGUAAAACAUGGAGAACGAGAAUUUGAAAAGGAGGUGGAGAAGGAAAGACUGAAACUAAAGCCAAAUGAAUUUCUGAACCUCGAUGCUAUAUUGGAAGGAGUCAUGAUGGGUCUUGUCGUUAGACCUCUCAGAGAACACGUCUAUCAACUCUUCGUGGACCAUUACGCGGCGACAGGUUCCUUACACACAUUGGCAGACAGUAUUCAGUACGCUUAUGGAAAACAUAUUCAAGAACUAGGAGUUCGGCCAAAAAUCAUUCCACCAAGUGAAACAAGCCUAGAGAUCAUCCUGAAGUACAUCGACCGUUUGCAAAAGGCAGAUUCUCCCUUGGAUAAACUAGAAAAUCUACUGGCAGCUAUAUCGGCAAUAUUUAAUUCUGUAAAACAAUCAAACUCAGGCCGUCAUAUUACGUUGGGAGCUGACGAUCUGCUGCCGCUUUUGGUCUGGGUAUUGGUACGCGGACGAGUCGUUGGGGCUGAAGUUGAAGCCGAAUACAUGUGGGGCUUACUGCAUCCGUCAUUGCUGACUGGAGAGGGUGGUUAUUACCUGACAACACUGUCUAGCGCUGUUCAUGUGUUGAAAACUUUCAAAUCAAGCCAAGGAACAAUGUCUACAUUAAAUGGCUCUGGAACCCCAGACUGCUCUUCUGUACUAAGAAUACUGGUCCCAGAUGAAUUACAUGGUUCGUUAAACACUAGAACUUUGCCCGUUCGCCCGAACAACAACACUCGGGAAAUAUGCCGUAUUCUUGCACACAAGAUUCGUUGCACAAAUCCACAAGAUUAUGGUCUCUUCAAAUUAGUCCAAGGAGAGGAAACGCUACUCGGUGAUCAUGAAUGCCCCCAAGAGUUAUCUCACUGUGUAUUUGCCUACAAGCGAAUCGAUGCCAAGAUUGCCUGGCCAAAAACGAGUUCAUAAGUGAUAAUAUAAGUCAAUGCCGAAAUUUCAUUUAUGCAAUCGGGAAUUAUCUGAGUAUAUCACAUUAUUUUAAUCGGUUCACAAAUAUUUUACAAAUAUUUGACAAUGGUAAGUCUUUGUGAAACACGUAAAUAGUAACACAGAACGUAUUUCUGGAUCGACAAUACUACUAAUCGUAAUAAACAGCUGAAAGUUUUAUUGAGAUUGAUCUUUUUUCCCCAAUUGAUUAGAGAUAAAAAAAAUUACGUUAACAUUAAUUGAACCAGUAACGAUACUCGUCAUAAUGCUACCAGUUGCAUGUUAUGCAUAUUAUUCAAUCCAGCAGAGAUCGAAUACUUUGAACUAGAAAUCAUAUCUAUCAUUAUGAAUGACAGCUGAACUUAAAAUAUAGAACCGAUGUUCUGACCAUCCACUUUUUGAGCUAUUUAUUUCAAAAUAUUUAACCGAAAAAUAUACAACUAAUUUUGAUCUAUUAUAAUAUUGAAGCAUUAGUCUGUAGCAUAUAUAACAGUGGUCGGCUUCCCUUCAAUGAUAGAUCUUCUGUUCGUCACUGCCAGAGUAAAUGAAUUAUUUAAAACUUCAUGUGAUCUAACUCAUUUAAUCAAUCUAAACAACAUUGUCAAGUGAUGUCACUCAGUAUUCGAGAUUAGUUACACAUCUACAAUAAUUACAUUCAUAAUUAGCUUUAUCAAUAUCCUUGGACAAGCUUUAAAAUAAAAUUCAGCUCAUAAGAAAUGAGAAAGCAAAAUUCUUCGAAAGUCGUGAAACAUUCCUUCCACCGUUUCUGUUACUAUUUCUUAAACUCACAGUAAGAUGAAGGUCUGAUUACAAUCUAACUUGUAAUAAAUACGGUUCAAGAGUCGCAGAAUGUUCAUCUAUAUUUUCUGAGGAUCAUACUUGUCUCUAGUGAUAGAAUUAUUAAGUUCAGAUCUUCGUACACCACCUGGCUCAUCCCUACAAGAUUAAAACGUCUAGAGUAUCCGAGCUUUUAUUUCAGAGCUUGUUCUGGAGAUAUCAAUAUAUACAUUUUCUAUAACCGGGCAGAUUUGUAGCAAAUUUCGUAAGACAAAAUCUAGAUUAGAAUACGAAAAUUUAGGAUAGAAUCUAUUUUAAGUACUUUUUAUGAAACUGAGCUAGUUAGCUGGUAAGCGAGCGAUAUUUUAUGCAGAACAAUAUUUAUUUAACGUUGUAUACAUUUUUC
This is a messenger RNA of Diprion similis, 5707 nucleotides long. It is a transcript of the gene spri, whose product is annotated as protein sprint. NCBI's taxonomy places the organism in Eukaryota, Metazoa, Arthropoda, Insecta, Hymenoptera, Diprionidae. The record is from RefSeq and is a predicted model, not a curated record. The transcript has 16 exons. Gene Ontology annotation, molecular function: guanyl-nucleotide exchange factor activity; small GTPase binding. Gene Ontology annotation, biological process: signal transduction; vesicle-mediated transport. The coding region runs from base 313 to 4506 and encodes 1397 amino acids. Gene Ontology annotation, cellular component: endocytic vesicle; cytosol.